AUGUAUUCAUCAAGUUGUAUUGAAAAUUUCUCUAAUGAAAUCUUCUAUGAAAUAUUUGAUUAUCUUGAUGGUUAUGAUAUCUAUAAAGCAUUUUCUAAUCUUAAUAUUCGUUUAGAAAAUCUUUUAAUUAAUUCAUCAUUACUUAUGAAAAUUCAAAUUCCUUCUAACACAAUAUUCAAUUUUCAUUAUAAUCAAUUUCUUAAAUUAAACAAACAUCAUAUUAUUUCAUUUGGUUUUCAUUCUGAAUAUAUUCUUGAUAAAUUCAUGAAUUUCUUUAUUAUUGAUUCAUUAUUUUCUCGUCUUGAAAGACUUGUUUUUUAUUCAAUCUCAGUACAUAAAUUAAUAAUAGUUCUUUUUUAUUUGAAAUCUUUACCUUAUCUUUCUUCAUUAAGUAUUUGUAUUAAUAAUUGUUCUCAUAAUCUUGGUGAUAUCUAUCAAAUGAUAUUUCAUUUAUCUUUGAAAUAUUUUCGAAUAGCAGUUCCACGAUAUCCACAUUUAUGUAUUACUAUUCCAAUUACUGCUCAAAACCAAUUUUCAGAAACUUGGAUCGAUUUUCAAGAACAUUUACAUGUUAAUCAAAAUUCAAAAAAUAAUAUUAAUGAUUCCUCAAAUCCUUAUUUUUCACUAGUUGAACUUAAUGUUGUUGGUACUUUUAUUACUAGAAUUGAGGAAUCAAUAAUUGAUAAAAUUAAUCCUAUAUUAAUUACGACACAAAUUACUUAUUUGGAUAUUGAAUGUGAUCGAAUGGCUGUUAUUAUUUUAAUUAAAAUUUUACACACAUUAACAAAUCUGAAUUCAAUCAGAUUAUCAAAUUCACCAUUCUGUGAAAAUUUAGUUUCAUUCCUGAAUGUAUGA
Molecule: messenger RNA, 855 nt
Organism: Rotaria sp. Silwood2
Lineage: Eukaryota; Metazoa; Rotifera; Eurotatoria; Philodinida; Philodinidae
Source: the annotation of a GenBank genome assembly